Trichoplusia ni (cabbage looper) is the source of this 1152-nucleotide messenger RNA. RefSeq names its product histidine-rich glycoprotein-like. Bases 310 to 1041 code for a protein of 243 amino acids. The transcript has a single exon. The record is from RefSeq and is a predicted model, not a curated record. NCBI's taxonomy places the organism in Eukaryota, Metazoa, Arthropoda, Insecta, Lepidoptera, Noctuidae.
CUGAGAAACGAAUCAAACUCGGAAUGUACCUAUGAUUUUUUUCUAAUAGAAAUAGAGAAGGAAUAAGCAAAUAGUCACAUAUUAACAAUCAUACUUAAAAGUAUUUCUGAUAACAGCAGUUAAAGUUAUAUCGUUCACCCAGUGCCAGGGCGCUUGACCUUGAUAUUAGAGUAAGUGCAAAUACCCGAAGCGUUGCAAUAAUUGCCCAAUACAGCUACGACAAAACCAGAGCUACAGUAUCUAUAAAACGUAGUCGUGGCAGUGACACGUAGCAUAUCUCAUCUCGAUCCGCCGACGAAUACAACUAUCAUGAGGACCGCGCUCCUGCUGAGCUGUGCGGCGCUGGCGCUGGUGGCGCUGGCGCAGGCGCGAGACCUGCGCGAGAAGCGCGACUCCGACUUGGAGGCCGCCGCCACCGGACAUCACCACGAGAAGGGAGGCGGCAAGGAGCACCAUAGCCACCACCACCACGAACACGGUGGCAAAGGACACAAAGGAUACAAGGGUCAUCACCACCAUGAGCAUGGCAAGAAGGGUCACCACCACCACGAGGGACACAAGGGACACCACGACGAGAAAGGUGGACACAAAAAGCACCAUCACCACGAUGAAGGCCAUCACCACGAACAUCAUCACGGUGAAAAGGGUGAAAAAGGACACGGCUUUGAAGAAAAGGGACACUUCCAUAAAGGUCAUUCCACUAAGGGGCAUCAUGGUGUCCAUAAGCUAGACGAAUUCAAGAAAAACAAACACUUCCACCACAAGCACGGUGAAAGUGGGUUCGAAGAAGGUCAUGGCGGCCACCACCAUGAGCAUGGACACAAGAAGGGCGGUCACUUCCACAAGGGACACAAACAUGGCGGACACCACGAACACCACCACGGCAAGAAGGGUCAUCAUGAGAAGGGAGGCCACCACCAUGAACACAAGGGCCACCACGAUGAGGGUAGUCACCACGAGCACCACCACCACCACCAUGACCAUGGCAAGAAGGGCGAACAUGAAGACCACAAGCACUGGGGCUUCAAGAAAGGGCAUUAAAAAUUUGACCUCAAAUUUUCUGAUGUUCCUACCUGUAUACUUGUAAAUAGAUGUUACGUUUUGUUAUAUUUUUGUUACAAACACGAUGUAAAUAAACACUAUUUUAUUUCA